Molecule: messenger RNA, 990 nt
Organism: Thlaspi arvense
Lineage: Eukaryota; Viridiplantae; Streptophyta; Magnoliopsida; Brassicales; Brassicaceae
Source: the annotation of a GenBank genome assembly
AUGAUGGAUGAAUUUAUGGAUUUCAGACCAGUCAAGUACAGCGAGCACAAGACAGUGAUCAGGAAGUACACUAAAAAGCUUCAUGUGGAGAAGAAGAAGAAGAUGAGUGGUGCUGACUCGGCGAGAUUGGUUCGGGUGUCUGUGAUGGAUCGUGACGCCACUGACUCAUCAAGCGACGACGAAGAGUUUCUGUUCCCUCGAAGACGGGUCAAGAGAUUGAUUAACGAGAUCAGAGUCGAGCCUAGCUCCUCCGCCGAAGUCUCAGCUCCGAUUAAGACCGGUAAAAGCCUCACCGUUGAUUCUCCGCUUCAAAAAGUCUCUGUUUCCGGCGCCGACCAGAGCCAGAGGAAGUUCCGCGGCGUGAGACGUCGACCAUGGGGAAAAUACGCGGCGGAGAUUCGUGAUCCGGAGCAACGCCGGAGGAUCUGGCUCGGUACUUUCUCAACGGCGGAGGAAGCCGCCGUCGUCUACGACAACGCAGCAAUCAGGCUUCGUGGACCCGAUGCUCUCACCAACUUCACCGUACAACCAGAACCGGAACCGGAACCAGAACCGGAGAGCAACAUCUCGGUUUCUUCGACAUCAGAAUCAAUGGACGACUCUCAUCAUCUGUUAUCUCCCACAUCGGUUCUCAACUACCAAAUCCCCGAACCAAUCGAUGAACCGAUUAAACCGGCGGUUAAACAAGAGUUUAUUGAACCGGAACCAAUAAGCUGGCAUCUCGGAGAAGGUAAUAAUAAUACUGAUGACUCAUUUCCAUUGGACAUUCCGUUCCUCGACAACUAUUUCAAUGAAUCAUUGCCAGACAUCUCCAUCUUCGAUCAAUCCAUGUCUCCUAUUCAAUCAUCAGAGAAUGACUUCUUCAACGAUCUUAUGUUAUUCGAUAACAACAACGUAGCUGGAGAUAACUACUCUUCCGAUAUCAAAGAGAUUGGUUCAAUGUUCAACGAUCUUGAUGAUUCUUUGAUAUCCGAUCUUUUAGUUGUGUGA